CAGUCAAGCACAGCCAUGUAUCGCUCGCUGCGAAACCUCCGGCGCUUAAACAGCAACCUCUUGGCGCUGCAGAGCAGUAUUACCAUUAAAAGCCACGGAGCACCAAGUGUGGCACAUUGCACUGUCAGAAUGGCAAGCUCCGAGUCUUACCGAAUCGAGCGAGACACUUUCGGAGAGCUCAAAGUGCCAAGUGACAAGUACUAUGGCGCCCAGACUGUCAGAUCCACUAUGAAUUUCAAAAUCGGCGGUGUAACGGAAAGAAUGCCGAUUCAAGUCAUCAAAGCCUUUGGCAUUCUGAAGAGAGCUGCCGCGGAGGUGAAUAAGGACUAUGGACUGGACCCAAAGCUUGCCGAUGCCAUUGUCCAGGCUGCUGAUGAGGUGACUGCUGGGAAACUCGAUGACCAUUUCCCUCUGGUCGUAUGGCAGACAGGAUCUGGAACUCAGACCAACAUGAACGUGAAUGAAGUCAUCAGUAACAGAGCCAUAGAGAUCCUUGGGGGGAAACUGGGGAGCAAAGACCCCGUCCACCCCAACGACCACGUCAACAAAAGCCAGAGCUCAAAUGAUACGUUCCCAACUGCCAUGCACAUUGCUGCUGCCAAAGAGGUGCAUGAGGUUCUGCUACCAGGCCUCCAGACACUGCACGAUGCUCUGGCAGCAAAAGCAGCGGAAUUUAAAGACAUCAUCAAGAUCGGCCGCACGCACACCCAGGACGCCGUACCCCUAUCCCUCGGACAGGAGUUCGGUGGCUAUGUUCAGCAGGUGAAAUACAGUAUUGAGAGGGUGAAAUCUGCCAUGCCCAGAGUAUAUGAGCUGGCAGCGGGCGGCACUGCUGUGGGCACUGGACUAAACACUCGCAUUGGAUUUGCUGAGAAAGUAGCAGCAAAAGUGUCUGCACUCACAGGUUUGCCCUUCGUGACGGCACCCAAUAAGUUUGAGGCUCUGGCGGCCCACGAUGCUCUGGUGGAGCUGAGUGGAGCUCUGAACACAGUGGCCUGCAGCAUGAUGAAAAUCGCCAAUGACAUUCGCUUCCUGGGUUCAGGCCCGCGCUCCGGGCUCGGAGAACUCAUCUUGCCGGAAAAUGAACCUGGGAGUAGCAUCAUGCCUGGAAAGGUGAAUCCCACACAGUGUGAGGCCAUGACCAUGGUAGCAGCCCAGGUUAUGGGUAAUCAUGUGGCAGUCACCGUUGGAGGCAGUAACGGACACUUUGAACUCAACGUUUUCAAACCUAUGAUGAUUAAGAAUGUGCUGAACUCUGCAAGAUUGUUGGGUGAUGCGUCUGUAUCCUUCACUGACAACUGUGUUGUAGGCAUCCAGGCCAACACUGAGCGAAUCAACAAACUCAUGCAUGAAUCCCUCAUGUUGGUGACUGCUCUCAACCCUCACAUCGGUUAUGACAAAGCUGCUACAAUUGCCAAGACCGCUCACAAAGAAGGCUCCACCCUGAAGGAGAUGGCUAUAAAGCUGGGAUAUCUCACAGAAGAACAGUUUAACCAGUGGGUCAGACCAGAGGACAUGUUGGGGCCCAAGUAGAGUGGUUCAGUUCAAAAAAGCAAGAAAAGGAUUAAAAAAACUUUGUAAAAUAAAAUACAUUUUUUUGUUCAAACACAUUGUUUUUUUUCCUCCUCCCCUGCAGUUUCACUGUUGUAUGAAACAGAGUGUUUCCAUUUGUAUGUCCUGGACUCUGUCAGGAGCUGUGUAAUCUAGCAGCAUGACAUAAGCCAGUGUACCACAAGACAAAAGUUUAAUAACCCAUAUUCAUGUAAUAUCCAUGGAAUAAUAUCCAAGGCCUUAACCAGCGGUAUUGUCUUUAGAGGAGGCCAUAGGGAUCGCCCACAAAGACCCAGGCUAACGCAGGAUUGUUCUUAAAAAACAGUUCUCGAUACAAAAAAACUUAUUGAGCGAUUAUAAUUCUUGAAUGCAAAUGCAUUCAAAUUAAGCAUAUUGUUCAAAUCUCUAUUUAUUUUUCAAUUUAAUUCUUUGGAGCAGUUGGUAAAGGCUUGAAAAACCUUGCAGAGUUUUGUGAGGACCCUGCUGGAUUGUCUUCAGUCCUUCAUUUAUUAGGCCCUAAAUGCAGUAUUCAGAGGCUCAUCAGGGUCUUACUAAAAAGUUGACUCCCCGCUCAGAGUUGGUCCUUGUAUAUCCAACAUGGGUCUCACAUUGCAAGCCUAAUUUUGACUCUUAAACAGCCACAGUGUGCAAGACAACUACAAACCUGUACAUAUGGCCAUGCAGAGUUGGAAUCUGCCCCUUGUAUUAUAAUGAAUAUUCAAAGUUGGAGGGUUGGGGGCUAAAAACAUUAUACUUAGAUUGACGUAGCUCAUCCCCCAGAGCGAUUCUGAAUCAAAAUGCAGAUAGGUCUCUCCGAUGGAGCUCUCAGUCACUGACAUUUGGUUCUCCGUCUUAAUCAGAUUUGGUGAAAACUACUUUGGUAAAGGAUUUGAACUGCACUAAGUCCAGACCUGACUAAAUAGGCCUGGACCAGCAGAGAAACAGGAGAUUUUCCAUUAGGCUAAAUUUUAAUGUACCAUGAGCCCUAUCUGUGUCUCCCAGGCCUUGAAGUCUGGGCACAUCACUCUCUUAAUCCCAAGGUCCUUGUGGACAAGGUGCCACAGAUUUUUCCCAUUUGUCAAAUCCAUUAUUGAUUUGAAGUAAUACGUGGCAAAGUCUGUCACCAUGGACACCAGCUGUCCAUUAGGGUCAGCUCAGAGUCCAGCUAUCACACCGAUAAGUCACAUCUGAACACCAACACAAGUGUUGUUGGCAUAAGAUUCAUGUCAGUUCUACAAGUGUAAGAUGUUAUGCUUUGAUUAUAAUGAGGAGGAGUGUUUUGGUUCUGUGUGCCAACUCAAUGAAACCAAAUGACUGAAAAAAAUAUUUGAGAGAUGUGUAGCAGUUCUCGUCAGUGAAUGGCAUAUGGGCUAUAGCUUGUUAUAUGGUUCACAUUGAAGAACCAGUGGAGUGGUUUUUAAUUGAUAUAAAUAAAUGAUGCUGAUAUAA
Molecule: messenger RNA, 3000 nt
Organism: Chanos chanos (milkfish)
Lineage: Eukaryota; Metazoa; Chordata; Actinopteri; Gonorynchiformes; Chanidae
Gene: fh
Product: fumarate hydratase
Exons: 10
Coding region: 16-1533 (505 amino acids)
Biological process (GO): tricarboxylic acid cycle; fumarate metabolic process; malate metabolic process
Cellular component (GO): mitochondrion
Molecular function (GO): fumarate hydratase activity
Source: RefSeq, a predicted model, not a curated record